Cladophialophora immunda is the source of this 432-nucleotide messenger RNA. RefSeq lists its product as uncharacterized. Lineage: Eukaryota; Fungi; Ascomycota; Eurotiomycetes; Chaetothyriales; Herpotrichiellaceae. The record is from RefSeq and is a predicted model, not a curated record. Bases 1 to 432 code for a protein of 143 amino acids. Gene Ontology annotation, molecular function: carbon-sulfur lyase activity. The transcript has 3 exons.
AUGACCCGCACCAUCCCCGGGGGCUGCUACUGCGGCAAGAUCCGCUACGAGAUCACGCUGGACGACCCGGACAAGGAGGCCCGCACGUCCAUCUGCCACUGCGGCAACUGCAAAAAGUUCACCGGCGGCAACUUUGGGAUCACCAGCAAGAUCCCAAAGUCCAGCUUCAAGGUCACCCAGGGCCAGGACGCGGUCAAGGUCCACGAGGCCGAUAACGGCACGGGGACUAUCUUGCACCGGGAGUUUUGCAAGGAGUGUGGCAGUGGGCUGUUGGAGUAUGGGGCGAACGCGGGAGACUUCGUCUACAUCUUCUACGGCACGCUCGACCACCCGACGGACCUGCCGCCCAAGGGCGAGUUCUUCACCAGCAGGCGGGACCCGUGGAUGCCCGAGGUUCCCGGAUUAUUCCAGAAGAAGAAAAUCAAGGAGUAA